CCUACCGGCUGGGCUGGAAGGGGAGGAGGCGGUCCACUCCCGCUCGCAGCCUCGGACGAGCCCCCUUGUCAGUGUGGAGGAGAAGGAGAGAGAGAGAGAGAGAGAGAGAGAGAGGGAGCGAGCGAGCGAGAGAGAGAGAGAGAGAGAGAGAGAGAGAGAGGGAGCGAGAGAGAGAGAGAGAGAGAGAGGGAGCGAGAGAGAGGGAGAGGGAGCAACUGUGUGACAGAGGGAAAGAGAACAAGGCAGGCUGCUUAGAGGAGUGAGAGAGCCCAGGCUGAAAUAGGCAACACAUUUUACAAGUGCAGGAAGAGGGAGGAUCGCAGACGAGGACUCUACCGGCCACCUGGGACACGGUCACUGUGUUCGCCUCGCUCCACUCCUUCCUGGAUCCCAGUGGAUUGACUAACCAACCGGUGGAUUUUUUUUUCUUUUCUUCAAAUUUGAACACAUUGCUCGUGCCACACCGUCUGGGAUCAUUCCUCGGCGUUAUCUGCACCGGACCCCCCCUCCUGCCCGUGCCCCGCACCCCCCCCCGCACCGGCUCCACGGCUGCAGACUCCAAUUGUUUCCUUGCGUCUACAAAGUGCAACUGUCGGCCAUCCGGCGCUGAGGAUUUCUCCCCCUCUGUCAAACAGGACGGCACGCAGCCACCGCUGGAUCAGACUACACAAGAGAGAGAGAGAGAGAGAGAGAGAGAGAGAGACAGCGUGUAUGCAAGAGAGGGGCAGAGAGAGAGAGGGAGAGUCCGAUCCACAACGCGUCUGAGGCAGAUUGACUGGAGUGAGACCGCUUCGACAGAGAAGUGAACCAAACGUCCUCUCUCGUUUGUCCUCGCCAUCCCUUUCCUCCUCCUGUCCGCCUUUUCUUCCUUCUACCAUUUGCCAACAUUCCGAGGACUGCCGGUCGCUUCCUGCCACCUGCGUCUUUCCCCCCCUCUUCUUCUACCUCACCUGUAUCGCAGGUUACUGUCCGGCCGCUGGCGGGCUCAGCGCUCGUGGCUCUGGCACUUUGUGGAUCCAUUGAUCCCAGCAGAGAGAGAGAGAGCAUCCGCCCAGACACCGAGGCUCCCUAGACCGGUGAGCUUCCACAUCAGCGGCAGACCUUCUCCCCAUCUGCUACCCGGCACGCUAAACACUCCCCCCUCCCCCUCACCCCCGCCUCCCCGUCCCCACCCCACGCACCCACGCACCCUGUCUACUCCCUGGAGGACCGGCCAGCGACACAGCGGACGCCACAGACAGGACUCGCACAGCCUCCCCCGCUGCCUUUAUCCCAUUGCUAGCUACUUAGCAGCGCGUGCCCCCCCCCGUGUCACCAUUCCCUGCUUUGGGGCUAAAGAUUCCAGCUACAUGGGCAAGCGAUUGGAGCAGCAGCCAAUGUACCCUCAGUACACCUACUACUACCCCCACUAUCUCCAGACCAAGCAGUCCUAUGCUCCACCCCCUCAUCCCAUGGCUCCUCCCAGCCCGAGCACCAACAGCUGCAGCCAGGGAGGGGCGGAGCAGCUGAGUAAGACCAACCUGUACAUCCGAGGCCUGCCCCCCGGGACCACCGACCAGGACCUCAUCAAACUCUGCCAACCGUACGGAAAAAUAGUGUCAACCAAGGCCAUCCUGGAUAAAAACACCAACCAGUGCAAAGGCUAUGGCUUUGUGGAUUUUGACAGCCCAGCUGCAGCACAGAAGGCCGUGUCUUCUCUCAAAGCCACCGGGGUGCAGGCCCAAAUGGCCAAGCAACAGGAGCAGGACCCCACCAACCUGUACAUCUCCAACCUGCCGGUGUCCAUGGACGAGCAGGAGCUGGAGAACAUGCUGAAGCCUCUGGGUCACGUCAUCUCCACGAGGAUACUGAGGGAUGCCAACGGGGUCAGCAGAGGGGUCGGCUUCGCCAGGAUGGAGUCCACAGAGAAAUGUGAAGUUGUGAUCCAGCAUUUCAACGGCAAAUACCUGAAAACCCCACCUGGCAUUCCAGCUCCCGCGGAGCCUUUGCUUUGCAAAUUUGCCGACGGAGGGCAGAAGAAACGCCAGAGCCAGAGCAAGUACCCUCAGAACGGGAGGCCGUGGCACAGAGAAGGCGAGACUGGCCUGGCGUUAACAUAUGAUCCGGCUGCAAUGCAGAAUGGGUUCUACUCCUCGCCUUACAGCAUCGCCACCAACCGCAUGAUUGCACAGACCUCCAUCACGCCCUUCAUCGCUGCUUCCCCCGUGUCCACAUAUCAGGUGCAGAGUACGUCAUGGAUGCCUCAUCAACAAUAUGUUAUGCAACCUACAGGUGCAGUGAUCACUCCAGCCAUGGACCACACUAUGUCCAUGCAGCCUGCCAGCAUGAUGGGCCCCCUCGCCCAGCAGAUGAACCAUCUGUCCCUGGGCACUACAGGAAGUUACAUGACUGCUGCAGCUGCUGGGGCGCCUAUGCAAGGGACCUACAUUCCCCAGUACACUCCUGUGCCUCCUACAGCCGUCCCUGUCGAUGGAGUGGUGACGGACGCCUCCCCCCAGACAGUGGCUCCCUCGUCACAGGAGGUGUCCGGCCAGCAGCAACAGAUCCAGGUGGACAGUGCUGCCGACCACGUUCCUGCUUACUCAUACCAGUCCAAAUAGCAUCGGCCUGAGCGAAUGUUCCUGUGACAGCGAGGCCUUCAGACAGAAGCUGGCUGCACUGUGUUUGUGAGGAAAAGAGUAAAAGAAAGAGAUUGCUUCCAGAUUGCCCGGGCACCAAAAAAAGAGACACUUUUUUUCAUUUCCUACCUGGCCUACGAGAAAAAAAGAGGAAAACAAAGGGGAGAAGGAGGCAACGAGGGCAGAGGAAGUGGAGGAGGGAGAAUUGCUGGGCACAGUGCAAAGAGGUGGAAUUGUUUAGAAUGGGAACCUGCCGGAAGCUUGAAAAGUUUCUCAAAGAAAAAUCUCAACCAAUAAAAGAAAAAAAAGAAAGAAAAAAACAAAAAAAAGGUUGAAUGCGCAAGUAGGCGAUGAAGUUUAUUUUGUAAUUAGAAAACGGGAGUCAAGUUUGAGAUACACACAGAGAUUGUCUUCCUCAGAUAUUAAGCUACAAUUUCUUUUCACUCUUUUUUAUGUUCUAGUGUUACAUUUUACUUUUCUAGAUAUAUUCAAAAACAAAGUGUUUUUUUUUUUCUUUCUUGAAUCUUCAUGGCCUUAAUUUGAAGGGCGGCAGAAACUUUUUACAGAGUUUAAGUCUGACGUCUGGUUGGAAAAAAAAGAAGAAAUAAGCAAACAACAUCAGUCUCUUGGACCACUUUGAUGGUUCAAGACACUGGAGGAGUUUCUCUAAAGAGGAAAAAAGAAUCUAUCACAUAAGCUGUACAGAUUUAAUAGAGAAGAGCUUUUUUCUUUUCUUCAUUAGAAGAAAACUUUGAUAAUUAUUAUGUCAGAGGUAACUAAGUGUCAGAAGAAAACAAAAUGUCUGUUGGGGAAAAGGACUUUUGGGGUGGGAGGGGGG
Pungitius pungitius (ninespine stickleback) is the source of this 3456-nucleotide messenger RNA. RefSeq names its product RNA binding motif, single stranded interacting protein (gene rbms3). The transcript is spliced from 14 exons. Gene Ontology annotation, cellular component: ribonucleoprotein complex; nucleus; cytoplasm. The record is from RefSeq and is a predicted model, not a curated record. Lineage: Eukaryota; Metazoa; Chordata; Actinopteri; Perciformes; Gasterosteidae. Bases 1350 to 2600 code for a protein of 416 amino acids. Gene Ontology annotation, molecular function: mRNA binding.